AUGAUUACCAUAAAAGUACCCUGUUCCUCUGCGAAUAUUGGCCCCGGUUUCGAUGUUAUAGGUCUCGCCCUCUCCAUAUGGCUCACAUUGCAGGUCGAAGUCACUCCAUCAAUCACAUCCCAAGCCCCUCUCAACUGCAUAAUUACAUAUGAAGGAGAAGGCGCGGAAGAGGUUCCCUUGACCGCUGACAGCAAUCUCAUUACACGAACUGCAUUAUAUGUAUUGCGAUGCCAUGGCCAGAGAAGCUUUCCUUCCGAGACUUCGGUUCAUAUUAUAAACCCCAUUCCAUUGGGACGAGGACUCGGAUCGUCUGGUGCUGCAGUGGUGGCUGGUGUGGCACUAGCCAAUGAAGUUGGAAAUUUGAAAUUGUCAAAGGCUAGGAUGUUGGAUUAUUGUCUCAUGAUAGAACGACAUCCAGACAAUGUAGCUGCAGCCUUAUAUGGUGGAUUCGUAGGAACAUAUCUCAACGAACUAAGCGCCGAAGACACAGAACGCAAAGAAAUCCCUCUCAGUGAAGUUCUCCCCGAACCCGCCGGAGGAGUAGACACUGGAUCCAAUCCUCCCGAACCACCGGUUGGAAUCGGACACUACAUGAAAUUCCCCUGGGCCUCCGAGAUCAAAGCUAUUGCAAUCAUUCCACAGUUUGAAGUCGCUACGGCAAAAGCUAGAAGUGUCCUGCCAUCUUCAUAUUCCAGGUCAGAUGUAGUAUUCAACCUUCAGAGAAUUGCUCUUCUCCCUUCCGCUCUGGGCAGAUCACCACCUGAUGCAGAGCAAAUUUACCUUGCAAUGCAAGAUAAGGUGCAUCAACCUUACAGGAAAGGUUUGAUACCAGGUCUGCCUGAGAUUCUACAAUCUGUCACUCCUAAAUCUCAUCCUGGUCUCUGUGGAAUAUGUCUAUCAGGAGCUGGUCCAACUAUUCUUGCGCUUGCAACGGGGAACUUCGAUGCAAUUGCAAAGGUCAUAUUAGAUACAUUUGCGAAGAAUGAUAUCAAGUGCGAUUGGAAAUUGCUAGAGCCUGCGCAAGAGGGUACAACCGUUACAUACAGCUGA
Sclerotinia borealis F-4128 is the source of this 1050-nucleotide messenger RNA. The record is from the annotation of a GenBank genome assembly. Lineage: Eukaryota; Fungi; Ascomycota; Leotiomycetes; Helotiales; Sclerotiniaceae.